UCUUUCUUUCUUUCUUUCUUUCUUUCUUUCUUUCUUUCCUGAUGUUUACUCAACAGCGUCCUUUCUUUUUCCUUUCUUGCCUGCCUGCCUUCCUACCUAGCUUCCUUUUUCUUUCUGUCUUUCUUUCUGUCUUUCUUUCUUUCUUUCUUUCGUUCUCUUUCUGUCUUUCCACAAAGCGUUCACUGCCCUGAAGAUUUCAGGAAUCGUAAAGUUGCAGCUUCACCUCUGACCGUUACGAAGCGCCGACACUGGAGACUCCUUCCGUAAGAGUUCGAUGAGACGGAAAACUUCACCCCUCACAGAUAGUGUUUAUCCAUUUCCGCCCAGCGUGACAUCACAAGUCCUCGCGCUGUUCUACAGAAAUGAAUCUGCACCUUCUGACCACCUCAGAACUGAAAACAGCUGUACAUAUAAACUGUUGUGGAGAUAAUACAUUUUAAAAUACACUGUGUAAUAAAGCUACAGAUCUAGCCCAGGUCAAGAGGACAGAACAUUGCUAAGCGGUCGAUGGCACGCUGAUAAUGAAUUACAAACAGCAGAGACGAUGUUCCCUCGCUGACAUCUGGCCGGACGCCCAGGGACAUCCGAGUCUCAGCAGGCGGAGCAGCUCAGGGGACAGAGGAUACCACGGAAUAUCGGUCCCUCAUCCUUUUACACGGAAAGCAUAUAAACGGGGAGAUGGCGACGGGGCGGGCGAGACAGAUGGUUUUGUAAAUUGCGUACAUGUUGACACAGUAUGAAUCUAUAUCACGCUUCCUUUGAGGAUGCGACGGAGGACGUUGGCAAGAAAUGUCGGGGACAGGUGCCGAUAUCUCCCAGGUGCACUGGAAGCAGCAGUGGCUGGAGAACGGGACGCUCUUCUUCCACGUGUCCAUGAGCAGUUCGGAGCAGCUGUUUCAGGCCACGCAGCCCACAGCGCGAGAGCCAUCCCAGGGCCUACACGAGCACGUGCACCUGCUUCACAUCUCCGUCAUGGGUGGCCUGAUUGCUCUCCUCCUCCUCAUCCUCCUCUUCACCCUGGUCCUGUACACUCGGCAGCGUUGGUGCCGUCGCCGUCGGGCGCCCCAAAAAAGUGCCAGCACUGAAGCCACCCACGAGAUCCACUACAUCCCUUCGGUUCUGCUCGGACCACCCCAGUCGAGGGACGGGUUCCGGACACCUCGCGCCCACCAGCACGGCUCGGUCAUCGGCAUGGCUAUCCGUGAGACGCCCAUCCUGGACGACUGCGACUGCGAAGACGACGAGCAGCCCGGCCAGCUCCUGGACGGGAAGGUUCAUAUGGACGACGACUUCUGCAGCCAGGGGACUCGCAGCAUGGACAGUCUAGGAAAAGGAGGAUGCGAUGCGAAUCAUAAACACAGCCUGGAUAACAGAGUCAUGGAGCCCCAGCACGAGUCCGUGGAAGCUUUAGUGCAGAGAAUUAAGGACAGUUUCCGCACCAACACUACCAUGGAGAUCACGCACUUCCAGAACGCGACACACAGCUCGUCGACCAGCCGCAAACGAGGACCGACUCAAAACCGAGGUGGUGUGUUUGGCCAUCAGGAGUGUUCAAGCUCUGAUGUGGAUGAUGAGAAUCAGCCGAAAUUUUACACGGAGCACCGCAUAGGCAGACGCCGCAGUAAAGGAUGCCCUCAGAGCCCCAUGAGUAAGGCCACUCUGACGUUGAUCACAGUGAGCACGUGUGUUCUAGCCGUGGUGUACGGCUCACACACCUCCUGCCCACUGAGCGUCAAGGUCACGCUGCACGUCCCCGAGCACUUCGUCGCAGACGGAAGCAGCUUUGUGGUGAGUAUGGGCAGUUACCUGGACGUGUCUAACUGGCUGAACCCGGCCAAGCUGACGCUGUAUUACCAGUCCAACUCGUCCUCACAGUGGGUGCGUGAUUACUGCGGCCAGAGGACCACAGAUCCCUGCGAACAGCUGUGUGACCAGGAUACUGGAGAAUGCAGCUGCCUGGACGGUUACUCGCCUGACCCUGAACACGCACACCUCUGCAUCCGUACCGACUGGGGACGGAACGAAGGGCCGUGGCCGUACUCAAACCUGGAGCGAGGUUAUGACCUGGUGACGGGAGAACAAGCGCCGGAGAAGAUCUUCAGGUCCUCUUACAGUCUGGGCCAAGGCCUUUGGCUGCCCGUCAGCAAGAGCUUUGUGGUGCCACCAGUCGAGCUGUCAAUCAACCCUGUCGCCAGCUGCAAGACCGACGUACUCGUCACCGAAGACCCCGGGGACAUCCGGGAAGAGGCCAUGAUGUCCACGCACUUUGAGACAGUAGACGAUUUGCUGGCGUCGUUCGGCCCGGUGAGAGACUGUUCCAAGGACAACGGCGGCUGCAGGAAGAACUUCAAGUGUGUUUCUGACAGACGGCUCGAUUCCACAGGCUGCAUGUGUCCUGAAGGCUUGCGGCCGAUGAAGGACGGAUCGGGUUGCUAUGACUACUCCGUGGGUACAGACUGUACGGACGGGUUUAAUGGUGGCUGUGAGCAACUUUGUCUUCAGCAGCUCGUGGCCCUGCCGGACGAUCCCACUUCCAACAAUGUGCUCAUGUUCUGCGGGUGUGUGCAGGAAUACAAGCUGGCAGCAGACGGACGCUCCUGCCUUCUCCUAGCUGAUAACUGCGAAGGCCCCAAGUGCCCUAAACAGGACUCCCGCUUCAAUGACACGCUCUUCAGCGAAAUGCUGCACGGUUACAACAACAAGACGCAAGAGGUCAACCUGGGUCAGGUGUUUCAGAUGACCUUCCGGGACAACAACUUCAUUAAGGAUUUUCCUCAGCUGGCUGAUGGACUGAUGGUCAUCCCUCUGCCGGUAGAAGAGCAGUGUAGAGGAGUGCUGUCAGAACCUCUACCUAACCUACAGCUCCUCAUGGGAGACGCCCAGUUCAGUGAGGGGAUGGGAUAUCCCAUGGUGCAACAGUGGCAAGUCCGGAGCAACCUCUACAGGGUCAAGCUCAGCGCCAUCACUCUGUCUACAGGAUUCUCUAAGGUUCUGAAAUCUCUGACGGCAGACAGCACGCGUGACGAGCUGCUGUCUUUCAUCCAACAGUACGGCAGCCAUUACGUCUCCGAGGCUCUGUACGGCUCCGAGCUCAGCUGUAACAUCUACUUCCCCAGCAAGAAGGUGCAGCAGCAGCUCUGGCUCCAGUAUCAGAAAGAGGUGACAGAGCAGGUGAGCCGCAGGGACCUGAAAGCUGUACCCUUCAUCACUUACCUGUCUGACCUGAUGAAGACUCAGCUGCUGUCUGAUGACCUUGUGGCUGGAGUGGAAAUCCAGUGUCAGGAGAAGGGCAGCUGCCCGGCGGCGUGUCACCUGUGCAGGCAGGUGGGCAGAGACAGUCCGAGCCCCACGCCAGCAUUGCUGGAGGUCAGCCGCUCGGUGCCACUCUACAGCCUCAUACAGGACAACUUCACCAAAGAGGCCUUCAAGAGUGCCGCGAUGAGCUCAUACUGGUGCACGGGCAAAGGUGACGUCAUCGACAACUGGUGCCGCUGCGACCUGAGCGCCUUCGGCAGCGACGGCCUGCCCAACUGCAGUCCCCUGCUGCAGCCCGUAUUGAGGUUGUCUCCUCACCUGGAGCCCUCGAGCACUGUAGUGGCUCUCGAGUGGGUAGAUGUGGAACCUCUGAUCGGCUACAAAGUGGCCGAUUACAUCAUCCAACAUAAGCGCAUCGAGGACCCAUCCGAAGCCGAGAUCUACACUGGCGAGGUACUGAGUCUGGUGGAUGACUUGUUCUCCGGAUUGGGUUCUUCAUGUGUGGUCCCUGGAAAGAAAAGUGGAGAACAUCCUCAUUCCGUUAUCUACUCCCUCAUCUUUAAGUGCCUGGAACCUGAUAGCCUCUAUAAGUUCACGCUCUAUGCCUUGGACAGCCGCGGCAGCCGUUCCGAGGCGAGCUACGUGACAGUGCGCACUUCCUGUCCAAUAGUUGAUGACAGCAGAGCAGAAGAGAUAGCAGACCGGGUAUACAACCUGUAUAACGGCUACACGAGUGGCAAGGAGCAGCAAACAGCCUACAACACGCUGAUGGAGGUCUCUCCACCUACACUAUACCGUGUCCAACACCAUUACAACUCGCACUACGAGAAGUUCGGAGACUUUGUGUGGCGGAGCGAGGACGAACUAGGACCCAGGAAAGCCCACCUAAUCCUAAGACGAGUGGAUCGGAUCAGCCUCCUCUGUCGCUCUCUUCUGCGGAGUGGUUACAUCCAGAGCCGGACCGAGUCCAUGUCGUACGUCAUGUGCAGGAGCGAAGACAUGCGAUUGGCUAGCAGCACUUGGCACAGCUCUCUCCAUGAGACACGGCUAACCUGUGCGGAGAAGAUCCUGUCUGUCCAGCGCAAUAUAUACGGCAAGUCCAAACUCCGGUGAAACGGCCUGUUUCACCUUUUAGACUCGUCCCUAUCUGAUCUGAUCUGUUUUCUAAACCUGUAUGAAAUGCAAGACUGUUCAACCUUUUCACCAAAACGAAAGGACUUUCUUUCUUUUUUUCUUCUUUUUUUUUUUCGCCACGCGUCCCCUCUGGCUCGUUUUCCAGCAUGGAGGAGGGGUAGAAGAAGGUAGCUUGGAAAUUGAAGAACUUUUACUUUGUACUUUUUGUAAGGACCAGACUAAAGAAGGCCUGAAUGUUAGGUCCUCACUUCACGGUGCUGCAAGUUUCACACACCAGGAGGACGAUGAACCGAGCAGCUUUCGCACGUGUCUGUAACAUAUUUGGAAACCAAGCUGAACGGAGAAUGCGAAAAGCCUGAAUCAUCUUGAAUGCAAUGCAACGGUUUGACGAUUAUUAUCAACAACAAUUAAGGGGACUUUGAUGUCUAUAUUCUUCAUCUCUCCAGCGUUUUCCUGUUUUAAACAGGGGCGACCUUGUGGCUUCAUUUCCACAGACAGACCAUUUCAACACAAGAAACUCCACCUUAACGAUAAAUUUAUGAUUAGUUCAGGGCUGUUGCACUACCAUCUUUUUUUGGCUGAGAUUUUGACGGGGGGGGGGGGGGGGGGGGGGGGUGAAGUGUCACAUGGCGAAGGGGUUGUCGUGUUAUAUAACUAUUGUAUAACUGCUCACAUGGGCCGAGUUGUAACACGCCGGGAAUUAACCAAAAGGUCAUAAACUAGCUUCGACAACUUAUUUUGAGUAAUUUUCCAUUUCAUGUGAUAUCAUUUGUGAUAGUAAAUUAUACUCUUGUACAUAAGAUUGUAAAUACAGUAUGUACCAAGUCAAUAUGAUUGUCUUUUUU
Molecule: messenger RNA, 5234 nt
Organism: Ictalurus punctatus (channel catfish)
Lineage: Eukaryota; Metazoa; Chordata; Actinopteri; Siluriformes; Ictaluridae
Product: astrotactin-2
Exons: 23
Coding region: 790-4368 (1192 amino acids)
Biological process (GO): neuron migration; neuron cell-cell adhesion
Source: RefSeq, a predicted model, not a curated record